CGGACCCGCCUCUCGCCUUCCUCCUGCAGCAGCCACACACACUGUGGGUCCCCGGUCAGUCAGUCCGUCAGUCAGUCACCAUCCACCUCAACCCACACAGAACCUCACCUGUUAAACCACCAGGACCUGCAGAGAGAGGAGCCUAAAACUGCCCUAAUGGACAGGAAUAAGAGUACAACUCAACCCAUUGGCCAGGGUGGAGCAGAGACAUUGAAGUGUGGGGGCAAUUUUAAAAUUCCAAAGAAGAAGAGGAUCUCUGAGAUGGAUAAUGUAGACAUGCACUCUCCGUUGUCCCGACUUUCUGACUCAAGAGUUGAAAGUUUAAAAACAUCACAUAAACGUUGGCCAUUUUCUUAUAAUAGUUUCAAUAAAACGAGUAACCAGGAUUUGAUUGUUUAUAAUCAAAGGAAGAACUCCCCUUCAAAACGUAGCUUUUCAGGAGAUGGAGUACACCUGAAGGAAGCCAGAAUUGUACUCAAAGAUGUGCUGAUGACAGAUUCAGGAAGACGACACUUGCUGCAGCUAAAAAACAGAGGCUGUAGCAAUGUUGAAAAUACUGACACUUCACACCCAAAGCAUCACACGCCUACAACAAGUGAACUAACAGAUAAUUGCCACGUGGAAACCAAAACAUCUCACCAAGCCAGUCAAUCCAACAUUUUAUUCAGCAGUGGAGUGAAGCCUGAGAGGAGAUCAGAGCACAGUAUCCAGAAACAGAAUGAAAAUUCAACCAAGCCAAAGGAAAACCAUAUAUCACCUUUUAGAAAUUCUGAGCGUGCAACUGAAGAUGCUUGUAGAACAGGACAAAUAAUAGGUGGAAACAAAUCAUGUGAACAGAAAACAACUAAUGAAAGCCAUUAUGUGACAGAUCUCCAAACAGAUCCAUCAACCGAUUCACCUCUUUCAAGCCCUAGGAACAAAAGGUUGCGGAAAGCGAUUCAGGAUCACUGCAGCCAAAGCGAUGCUGACAGUGCUUCACCUUCAAAGAAAAAUGGCGAGGAUUCAUUAAAGAAACAGAUUUUUUGUCCAAGCUGCAAAAAGCAAACUGAAAACUGUUGUUGCUUUAGCUUGUUUAAUAAUAAUGGUGAAGAAAAGGAGCUUUCUACGGAGGGAUCCAAACCUGAGUCUUGUGUACAGCAUGAACAAUCUUUGUCACACUCGAGUACUAAACAACAAAGUCCGAAUAGCAGGAAUCAAGAGCUACCCAAUCAAAGCCCAUCAAAAAUGACAACGCCUGAUAGGAAGAUUAAUGGGAAGGAAUAUCCGCACAUUUCUUUAUCAAAUGAACUUAAAACUGAAUCCAGUUUGCGCAGCCAAGCUAGCACCUUGAAACCAGCACCAGUUUCAAUUGAACCAAUUGUUCUUUCCAGUGAUGAUGAAGAUACAGAUAAAAAUGAGUCUCUUCUACAAUCGACAAAGUUAACUCCAGAAAUUAAGCGCUUGAAUCUGGGGCGCAGAUCCCUGUCAACUGAGAGCUGUAACCAAGAGAUUGUGACUGCAUCACCACGACAGCCAGAGAAUAAGGAGCAAUCCACAAAUGAAAAGUAUCCAGAUGAAGUACCUGAGCAGAAUAAGCCCAUUGAUGAUGCAACGCAAACUAUGGAUGACUCCCCUUGUGAAAGUAGUGGAACGAUGGAAUCAACGUUAGAAAUAAAGUUUACUGCUUUACAUAUGGGAGGAAAUGAAGGAAUUAAACCAGGUUCCGCUGUGUUUGCACCUGAACAUAUUUUAAUAUCCUUCUCAGCUUUGAAUUCAUUAUCACUGGAUACUUCUCAAUUAAAGAAAUACAGUGUGUGGAACAGGCUGUCUGACGUUGAAUGUCACUCAGUCAUUUUCCUGUGGUUGGCAGCAGAUUAUGUAGAUAAAAUCUACGAGCAGCUGCAAACAACUCUUGCGAAACAUGAAUCCAAAUCCAAUGAGUUUAUCUUCAUUCAACUUUUUGAACCUUUACAAAUAACCGAAGCAACAAUAUUGAAGAGGGUGAUGACUGAAAUAGGGGCAAGAAGUGGAAUUGCAGACUUGUGUGACAUGGUGCCAUUGGAAGAGGCUUGUCAGUUACUGGCAGAGUUUCCUUCGGAGAAGAGCUCUUUCAUUUCCUCCUGCUGCAAAACCUUACAACAACAGGUUGAUAUGAUGAUUCUAUCGCAAGAACCCCACUUAUUUCAGGAAGAAAAUGUGAAUCCAAUGAAGCCAAAUAAUCACACUUCAUGCCACAUACAAAGGAAAGACCAGUCCAUAGGUUCGACUAUGCCAAAGCAAGAUAAGCAGAGGCAAAUACUGAAGAGUGGACCAGUUACAAAAAUAAUAGUUUUCCCUCCUCCACCAACAAAAGGAGGACUUGCUGUUACGACUGAAGACUUGGAAUGUCUGGUGGAGGGAGAAUUUCUCAAUGAUGUGAUCAUCGAUUUCUAUCUGAAGUAUCUGCUACUGGAGAAAGCCCCCAAAGAGCUCGCUAAGCGUACACACAUCUUUAGCAGUUUCUUUUAUCGACGCCUGACCAGAAAGGAUGCUGCCAUCUCCGAGGAGACAACUAACCUCUCGAUACAGCACAAGAGGCAUCAAAGGGUGAAAACGUGGACUCGCCAUGUGGAUAUCUUUACCAAGGAUUUUAUAUUUGUGCCUGUAAAUGAAGAGUCACAUUGGUAUCUUGCUGUUAUUUGUUUUCCUGCGUUAGAGAAACCAGUUUAUGAAUCUGAAGUAAGCAGCGAAGCAAAAGUGAACAAAUCAUGUUCCACAGUUUCAUCCAAUACUGAAAAGAUUAAUGAUGAACGAGUGUCAUUGGAUGAGCCUGACACUGAGAAUUCAGUAGCUCAAGAUUCAAGUGAGGAUUCCAGCAAAACUUCCGAUUGCUUUGCAUCUCCAGCAGUCCCCCUGUCCAGAAUACAGGAAUGCAUAAAGGCGCCUAUUGAUCUGCAGCAACCGAAAACAAGGAUCCUCAAACAGCCGUGUAUUCUUAUCAUGGAUUCUCUAAGAGCAGCUUCACAAUCUCAUACAGUGAAGAUUUUACGAGAGUAUCUGCAAAUAGAGUGGGAAAUGAAACGAGAAGGGCAGCGCAAUUUCACAUUGGAUAACAUGAAAGGCUCAGUCCCACGAGUCCCCAAGCAGGAUAACAGCAGUGACUGUGGUAUUUAUUUACUGCAGUAUGUGGAGAGCUUCUUUCAGAAUCCCAUCACAAAUUUUGAGUUACCGUUGCAGUUGGAUAAAUGGUUCCAACGCCAGGAGGUGAAGAGAAAACGGGAAGAGAUCAGAGAUCUGAUUCUGCAGUUACACAGUCAACAACGAACUGACAGCUAAUGAAUCUGUACACACAACAGAAAGAGUGCACUAGUUUAUUUCAAAGCUGCUGAUCAACAUCAUGUUUUCACAACUCUUUAAAAUGUGAAGAUUUUAAAUUGGUUUGUAAAUUAUUAAACUAGUAAAAUAAAGAUAUGUAGUAUAUUGAGUUAUUGUUCUGUUAAUAGUGCUGUACAGUUUAAUAAAUUAUAUUAUUUGCACCCA
Messenger RNA from Callorhinchus milii (elephant shark), 3498 nucleotides. It is a transcript of the gene senp7, whose product is annotated as SUMO specific peptidase 7. The transcript has 23 exons. Bases 157 to 3294 code for a protein of 1045 amino acids. The record is from RefSeq and is a predicted model, not a curated record. Gene Ontology annotation, biological process: protein desumoylation. Gene Ontology annotation, molecular function: SUMO-specific endopeptidase activity. Lineage: Eukaryota; Metazoa; Chordata; Chondrichthyes; Chimaeriformes; Callorhinchidae. Gene Ontology annotation, cellular component: cytoplasm; nucleus.